Messenger RNA from Gloeophyllum trabeum ATCC 11539, 993 nucleotides. RefSeq lists its product as uncharacterized. The transcript has 4 exons. NCBI's taxonomy places the organism in Eukaryota, Fungi, Basidiomycota, Agaricomycetes, Gloeophyllales, Gloeophyllaceae. Bases 557 to 979 code for a protein of 140 amino acids. The record is from RefSeq and is a predicted model, not a curated record.
CUUUGACCCAUCUGGUCACGGAAUGUCUCAAAAAUCGAGUGGGUCGACUACGACCGGACUUCCUGAGUCGAUGUAGAUGGGACACUGCCCUGGCAGCCUGCACAGGGAAAGCAGAUAGCAUACGGGACGGACGAGAAUCGUUCCCGUCGGGUCAUUCUUCUACAGCUUUUGCGGGAAUGACAUUCUUAGCGCUCUGGAUAGCUGGUCAGACGGCUGCAUGGUGCUUCUCUAUUCCGACACCGAGUGGCACACUUGUUCGUACACGCAUGUGCAGAUUCGUUGUGUGUCUGCUACCACUAGCGUAUUCUACCUGGGUUGCAAUAUCCCGCCUUGAAGAUUACCGGCACCACAAAGAAGAUAUCAUCGUCGGCGCUCUGAUCGGUGCCCUAUGUUCGAGCAUAUGUUACUUUAUGUAUUGGCCGAGCCCCUUCUCUGCGGCGAGCUUCAAUUCCGAACAGGUAGGCCGCCCACGCGUCGAUUACGCAGCUUACGAUUACCCCGAGCGGAGAAGCGGUAGUUAUCAACUGACUAGACUGCAAGACGAUACAGAGCAUGUAUGACGUGGACGAAUUGUAGCCUAAUAUGUCGCUAUCCCUUGACGAAGACCCAUCUGUCUCCGACCUUCUGCAUACGACCUUGCCCUCCAACGCUAUUGUCGCCCGCUAGGCCUGCGCUUUCGGUGCUGGACAUCGGUUGCUCCUCCGAAACCUCUCCGGCCUCGAGAGUAUCUUUAUUCUGUUCAGAUGCCCCAUUCUCUUCUCGGACGUUGCCGUACGAACGCCCACCGUUACUCGAAGGAACCUGCGCUUCUGUACUCGUAGACCAUGAACCCGCAACACCAGAUUCUGCUGGAUACUGCUGCCAACCGAUGGAGCCCCACUGCUCCCCCUGCGCCAUCCCUACUUGUCCGCCCAUGGGUGCCAUAGCCGGCAUCGUCUUUGCCAUGACUAACUGCAUGAUUUCCUCUGCUGAGGGUUGAUAACCAUGAGUAAC